GUCAAAGUCUUUGAACUAAGAUAUACUGACACUUUCUAGCAAAAUGGAUUAUUCAGUGCUGUGUAAAGUUCAUGGAAACAAAUUUCUGGGAAGAGGAGCUUCUAUUCCAUCCUGAAUCAGGUAAGUCCAUUUGGAACAUAUGAACAGAGCUGGUAACUUCCACCAUCCUGAAAGCUGAGACCGUCAUCACAGAGUGUCAGAAGCCCACAGCAGAGAUUGCCCCAUUGGCUCUAAUCACCCGCCUGGGGUUUCCUCCACUGCGUUUGAACAGUCUUGUGGAUGGAAACCAAUGCUGCCAAGCAGGAAGAGAGAUACCCAAUGGAGAAUCAGCACUCUCCUGGCAAAGUCCCAGGGCUUUGUUCUUGUCGCUAUGGACUCAGUGUGCUUUUGCACUUCAUUAACCUUGGAGUCAGCGCACAGCGUGCGUGUCUGAGCCUCACCAUAGUAACCAUGGUGAACAGAACAGACACAAGUGGUGUGUCCAACAUAUCUGCAGGGCAGAAGCUGGACGACACAAAGAAUCCUGCUUAUAACUGGAGCCCUGAUAUCCAGGGGAUCAUACUCAGUGCCAUUUCAUAUGGUGCACUCAUACCACAUGUUCCCGUUGGCUACCUAUCUGGAAGAUUCCCUGUGAAGAUGUUGAUUGGCUCUGCCAUGUUCCUCAGCUCUGUGUUCUCCCUGCUCACCCCAGGAGCAGCUCACCUUGGACCAGCUUUGGUCAUCGUGUGUCGAGUGCUCCAGGGAAUAGCCCAGGGCACAGUUAUGGCAGCCCAGAACGCAAUAUGGGUCAAAUGGGCUCCUCCCUUAGAACGAGGCCGACUUACCUCUGUGAGUUACUCAGGGUUCACAUUGGGAUCAUUCCUGGUCAUGCUUGUGAGUGGAUUCAUCUGUGAUCUUCUGGGCUGGCCCAUGGUCUUCUAUAUUUUGGGUGCAUUUGGCUGUGUUCUGUCUCUUCUCUGGUUCAUCCUGUUCUAUGAGGACCCCAAGGACCACCCGUGGAUAAGCAUCAGGGAGAAGGAAUACAUCAACUCUUCUCUCGCCCAGCAGGUCAGCGCAUGUGGACGACGUCUGCCAAUCAAGGCUAUGCUGAAGUCUCUUCCAGUCUGGGCCAUCGCCCUCUCUGUCUUUGCUUUCGUGUGGUCAACCUCCCUCUUUGCUGUGUACAUGCCAACGUAUCUCAGCACCAUGCUUCAUGUCAACGUGAGAGAGAAUGGGCUGCUGUCUGGUCUCCCCGGUUUGUUUGCCUACAUCUGUGGUAUCGUAGCCGGAGAGAUGGCAGACUUCUUCCAGUCCAGGAAGAUUUUCAGCCUACUUACCAUCCGGAAGCUCUUCACCACAUUAGGACUCCUCCUUCCUGUGAUCUUCAGCCUGAGCCUGCUGGCCCCGGGCCUUGGCUUCCAUGGCACCGUCACCUUCCUGGUUCUCAUCUCCAUAUCAUUUAGAUUCUUUAUAGUUGGAGGACUUAUCAAUGCUCUGGACAUCGCACCCAGGUAUUAUGGAUUUCUCAGAGGAGUUACCAUGUUAAUAGGACUGGUAGGAUACAUGAUGUCUACAACUGUUGCUGGGCAAGUACUCAGCCAGAGUGCUGAAUUUUCCUGGCAUGUCAUCUUCCUCCUGGCGGCAGGCAUUAAUGUGACAAGCCUCAUCGUCUACCUCGUAUUUGCUAAGGCAGAAGUCCAGGACUGGGCUCAGCAAGCUCAGUGCACGCAGCUGUGAAGUGGAGUCAGUCACACUCAGAGGGCCCUGUGACCAUCUAACUCUAUCUACCUGGGUCCACUCGAACACCGUCCAAGGCCUGAAAGUCUACAAGAGCAGGCACCCUAAAAAGCUCCCGUCUUGUGUCUCCACUUUCGGUUAACUCCUUGCUCCCCUCUCCCCCACAAUGUCUUCAUUCAAGACUGUCUUUUCAUAUUGCACCAAGGCACGUUCAGUUCCUUAGAAAGACACACGUGGGAAGUUUCCUAACUGCCACACCCAACAGCUCCAUUCCUCCCAAAGAAGCCAGGUGGACCAUCGUCCCAGCACCCCAAACGCAGGGAGGUUUGCCUCUUGAGAAGGGGAUUGAGGCAGGUUAAGGGACCAGUGUCCUGGAAAGUAAAAGCAGAGAUGUCCUUGAGGCUGACCUUCAGGCUCCACUGUGCUGGAGGUCAGAGAAGGACCUGGCCUCUCCUUAUCACUUGCCUAAAGGAGUUCCCAAGAUGCAGUUUUCCAUAAACAACCCAAUUCCCUCCCUAGGAAAUAGUUCUCCUUUCCUUGGAUUUAGACCCCUGGGAGGGUCGCAUUUGAACCCGGCUUUGUGCUUGGUUAGGCUCAGCACAUAAAACAUAAUGGCUGGUUAGCUCAGCCCCCAUUCAGAACUUAUGAAGAACCCAAUUUCGGUCUCUAGGUGGACCGUACCACUCCUCCCUUCUCAUGGACAUGAGCUCUUCAUACUAUUGUCUCUUUCCUUCCCUUAAACCAAUAAAGUUUCUCUAAAAUUAAAAAAAAAAGUAAUGUAAAAGGGUAAGGGAAC
This is a messenger RNA of Jaculus jaculus (lesser Egyptian jerboa), 2512 nucleotides long. Its product is annotated as sodium-dependent phosphate transport protein 1-like. The transcript is spliced from 14 exons. Gene Ontology annotation, molecular function: transmembrane transporter activity. Lineage: Eukaryota; Metazoa; Chordata; Mammalia; Rodentia; Dipodidae. The coding region runs from base 280 to 1716 and encodes 478 amino acids. The record is from RefSeq and is a predicted model, not a curated record. Gene Ontology annotation, biological process: monoatomic anion transport; transmembrane transport.